AUAUUUAUACAGCUGUAGAAAAGUGGUGGCUCUGCCCUUUAUAUCUGUUUGAGCACCAGUGGAGCCACAACUGCAGGGAACCAUAAAGAGACUCCAUGGCUUCCUUGAUGGAUUUUGCCCUGCUGGCUUUGGCUCUAUCAGCUCCCACUGUGGCCUUUGCUCCAAUCGGGGGAGGUGCAUCCACCCACGUCAGCAUCACAGGGACGGCUCUUCUGCAGAAAGUCACAGAGACGUGCCGGGCAGUCGCCGAGGCAGCUGGUCAUGAGUUCAAUCCCACGGGUUCCUCUCCUGCAGAGAUCGUUCAGGCUUGUCUAGGUCCCACAGCAACAGGUGAUGUGUCUGGUGCCAAGUUUCACUCUGCUCUUCAAGAGAUCUACGUCCAGAACGGGCUGGUAGACCGAGACUUUGUCGGCAGUGCUCCGCAUCACUUCGACUCUGAAGCCUUCUUGGAGGGCCGCGGCCUCAUCAUGGAGGGCAUGUUGGCGAUUAAGGCUAACGUUCGAGAGGAGAACUUCAAGGCUGCCAGAGAAACACUGGGCAGAGUCCUUCAUACGUUACAGGACUUCUACAGUCACAGUAACUGGGCGGAGCUGGGAUACACAGAGCCAUAUAUCAACCUCAUACGACCAGACCUCCCUCUGGAAAAUCUUGCAGAUGUGAACACGCCCACCUGCAGUGACUGUGCCAGUGGAACAUGCCCGAAUCAGAUCCUGCCCAACAUCCUGAAGGAGAAGAAGCUCACAUCAGGCUACAUGGGAAUCUUCUCUUCUGCAAAACCUCAAGGUAAGUGCAGCCAUGGAGGUGCAGCUGAUCUUACCAGCACCGCCGCUCCUCGAGGAGGCAUCAGUAAAGACGAGCGUCGCUCAGACAACGUGGCCCAUCAUGAAGCUGCUGUAAAAACAGCCACAGCUGCCAGCCUCCAGCUGCUGGAGGACAUCCGCUCAGCUGCAGGAGACCAGAACUUUCUAAGGAUGAUGGGGAUUGCUCGCUCAUCUGUGGUGUGCUUUGUGAUUGACACCACGGGCAGCAUGUCAGACGACAUCGAAGAAGCUAGAUCAGUUGUAUAUGAAAUCAUUGACAGCAAAAAGGGAACACAGGACGAGCCAUCCGAGUAUAUCCUGGUGCCUUUCAACGACCCAGAUUUUGGACCAAUGAUCAGGACAACUGACCCUGGAAAAAUGAAAACCGAAAUCUCUAAGCUCAAAGCAAGUGGUGGUGGGGAUAUCCCAGAGAUGUGCUUGUCAGGACUUCAGCUGGCUCUUACUGGAGCCCCUUCCUCAUCCCACAUCUAUGUUUUCACUGAUGCUAUAGCUAAAGACAUCGCCUUGAAGGACACUAUCGUCGCUCUCAUCAGGAGCACCAAGUCAACGGUGUCAUUUUUCAUGACUGGGCCCAGCAAAAGGCGUCGUCGUUCUGUUUUUUCUGCUUCCUUUGGAGACUACCGUGACUUAGCUUUGGCAUCUGGAGGCCAGGCCAUCCAGGUGUCCAAGGCCCAGUUGCCUCAAGCGACAGAUGUUAUCCUUGACACAUCAACUUCUGCCCUGGUGACUGUUCUUCAGAGAGCAAGAAAUGCUGGAAAAGAAGAAACUUUCCCCUUCAUGUUAGACGAAUCACUAAAAAACAUCACAAUCUACAUCACAGGAACAUCCAUAACUUUUACACUUACCAACCCUAAAGGUGUGAGCCAGAAUCAGAAUGAGGCCAAUGGCAAACUGGGUACUAUCCAGACAGUGGGCAAUCUCAGGAGAAUCCGUCUCAACUCUGACAGACAGUCAGGAACAUGGCAGAUCAACAUCAAAUCAACCCAGCCAUAUACACUUAAAGUCACAGGUCAGAGCACAAUUACCUUCAUUUAUGACUUUGUGGAAAAGUUCACAGGACCCCACCCAGGUUAUGCAGUACUCAGUGGACGUCCACAAGCAGGACAGCCUGCCACCCUGAUGCUUUCAGUAAUUGGCAGAAAAGGUCCAUCUUCAAUAACUGUUAAAGAAAUUGGCUUAGUCAUUGUGUCCGGCUCUCAGAACAUAACCAAUGGCACAAUGACUACUAUGGGAAAUGGAGACACCCUGGUCACCGUUGAUGCAGUUCCUGAGGGGGAGUUUGUGGUUGUUCUGAAAGGAACAGACAAAGUGUCAAACAGUGAAUUUCAGAGGCAGUCAACCACCCAGAUGUCCGUCUCCAAAGUGAACAUUCAGGCGGUGGUGGACAGCAGUGUUGAGCCAGGAAAAAACCUUCAGCUCCCCUUUAGUGUGAUGACGCAGGGAGCUGGUGGUACAUACACCAUCAAUGCCAGAAAUGACAGAAACUUUGCCAUGACAUACCCUAACAGGCUCACAUUGACAACUGGACAGUAUGCUAAUGCUACACUGGUUAUUACGGCACCCGCCAACACCGUAUCAGGCACCGAUGUCACUCUGACUAUUGAAGCCAAGUCGUCCACAGGUGCCGACUCAAACUACGUUGUUCUGAGGUUGUCUGUGGUCACCAAGAUCACAGAUUUUUAUCAGCCGCAGUGUGAAGUGUAUGGAGUACUGGCAGAUGACUGCCCUAAAGAUUUGUCCCAGUGUGGACCCUUCCACUGGGAGCUCUCGGCUAACCUGACAGAUGGAAAUGGCACCGGGAUAGAGAGCAUUGCUCUACGUCAGGGCAACGGGACCCUGACGCACUCCUCACUGCAGGCUCCCAUCAUCCAAGCUCAAUACAACGCCUCCUGCUGCUCACAGAUUGUUGAGUUUAUAGCUGUGGAUAAAGUUGGAAAUGUGGGCAAAUGCUAUCAUUCAAUUGCUCCUACAGGAGGGUCUCCGGUUCUAAGCCUGUCACUGCCGCUGUGGUUCUGCCUGCUGCUCUCAGCCUUCACAGGAAGGCCUUGA
Molecule: messenger RNA, 2870 nt
Organism: Nematolebias whitei (Rio pearlfish)
Lineage: Eukaryota; Metazoa; Chordata; Actinopteri; Cyprinodontiformes; Rivulidae
Product: von Willebrand factor A domain-containing protein 7
Exons: 18
Coding region: 96-2870 (924 amino acids)
Source: RefSeq, a predicted model, not a curated record